AGGGCUGGAAGUGAUGAGCAGGAAAGGAAAAAGAGACGGAGCGAGACGUAGCGCGAUCAGCAUCUGGAUAUUAAUGGCCAGCAGGAGCGAAUGGCUGCAACGAGGUGCAGAAGGUGCAGCCGGCGAGUGGUGUGAGCAGCCCAGAGAGGUGGCGUGCCCUUGCGUAAUGCGGGGCGUGUGUGGAGUGACCGCCGACCGCCGACCGUGUGAAGUACUUGGGUUCGUACCAUCAAUGGCGCCAUGCCAUGGCAGAGACACGGGGAAGUCGCAAUGGACGAUUCACGGCACUGCACGAGGGGCGCCAAGCAGGGUUCAGGCGUGGGUCCAAGUACUCGCAGGUCUCUGGGAGCCCGAGCUGGAUAAGCUGCAGUGUGGUCAGAGGUACCUCGGUGAGGGGAUGCCUUGGCAGUGGGCCGACUCGAGGUCUGCGAUACCGGGCGAGACUGCGAUGCCCGAGAACGGAGAUCAGCUCAGCAGCGCCCCGGAAGCAGCGCCGUUGCAGCGCCUCCCUCCCUGGAUGGACGAUCUUGAAGACAUGAGGUAG
Trichoderma citrinoviride is the source of this 544-nucleotide messenger RNA. RefSeq lists its product as hypothetical. Bases 14 to 544 code for a protein of 176 amino acids. The record is from RefSeq and is a predicted model, not a curated record. The transcript is spliced from 2 exons. NCBI's taxonomy places the organism in Eukaryota, Fungi, Ascomycota, Sordariomycetes, Hypocreales, Hypocreaceae.